Molecule: messenger RNA, 5169 nt
Organism: Acanthopagrus latus (yellowfin seabream)
Lineage: Eukaryota; Metazoa; Chordata; Actinopteri; Spariformes; Sparidae
Product: carcinoembryonic antigen-related cell adhesion molecule 5-like
Exons: 19
Coding region: 179-3934 (1251 amino acids)
Source: RefSeq, a predicted model, not a curated record
ACAUUGUCAAUGAUUAACAAGGUGGACUUUGUGGCUCAUUAGAUUGAAAUUGCACAGUACUUCCUUAUACAACAUUCAUACACUGAAAUCAGCAUUCACUAUUCUUAAAUUAGUAAAGGGACGGUGAAGUAGUGUGAGCCUCUGUUUUCUUGUCAUAUUUGAUGAUACUGGACAUGAAAUGGAAAAGACUGUGAUACAGUUCAUCAUCCUGGGAGUCGUCUCAGGUUUAACCAGAGGAGCUGGUGUGUUGCCAGAAGAUCUUUUGAAUGGAACUGUGGGAGGGACAAUGGUGUUCAUAACAACACUGACUCCAUCAGAGAACCCCUUUACAUUUGUGGAAUGGAAAUUUGGUGACCAAAGUAUAAUCAGUACAAAUACUAAUGCAACUGCAGAUUAUGAAGGCAGGGUCACCCUCUUCGCUUCUACUGGAUCUCUGGAGCUCAGGAAUCUGGUUCUGAGAGACAGUGGAGAAUAUAGAGUUAUCAUUGUACCUCAGGGAGAACCAACAUUGCAAGGAAGCACCAGACUGGAAGUUUAUGGGCCACUCUCCAAUAUAAUGGUAACUCCCAGCAGCACAGACUUGGUGGAGUUCAACAGCUCCGUCAGCAUAAACUGCUCCUACUCUGGAAUCGCUCUCUCUUUUCUCUGGCUGAACAGCAGCUCUGAAGUUACACAAAGUGACAGAGUUCAGCUCACUGAUGGAGGCGCCACCCUCACUAUAGUCAAUGUGACCCGCUAUGACCAGGGACCGUUUGAGUGUCAGGUGUUCAAUCCAGUAAACAGUGGUACCAGUGAACCAGUAACUCUCUCCAUCAGCUAUGGCCCAGAAAAUGUAAACUUGAACGUAAAAGUGUCAAAAGGAUACUACCUGGAAGGUUCAAACAUCGGCCUGUCCUGCUCAGCUGUCUCCAGACCUGCUGCCCAGUUUUACUGGCUUCUGAAUGGAGACAACCUGAAUGAUACCGGACCAGAAUUCAAACUGGUGAACAUUCAGAUGAGUCAGAGUGGAAACUACAGCUGUCAGGCCUUUAACAACAAAACUCUGAGAUAUGAAACAUCUCAGUCUUCAGCUGUAACUGUGCUAGAGAGAAUAUCAGGCGCUGCUGUCACAUCAUCAACAAACCUGUCGAUUGAAGGGAACUCUGUCAACUUAACCUGUGAUGCUGCUGCUGGCUCCAUCUUUACCAGACUGUGGAGGAAAGAUGACUCAGAUCUGGUCCUGACUGACAACAUGGCACUUUAUGAGGAGAACAGAGUUCUGUCCUUUAAAAGUCUAAAUAAAACAGACAGUGGAAAAUAUUCUUGUGAAAUCAGCAACCCUGUCAGCAACGAUAGAGCUCAGUACAUCAUGACUGUUAACUAUGGACCAGAAAAUGUUCAAGUCAAAGGCCCAAGCAAGAUCGAUUUUGACAAAACCUUAACAUUAACCUGCUCUGCUGAGUCUGAACCAUCUGCUAGUUACACCUGGACACUGAAUGGGACAGAGAUACACAGUUCUUCUGUGUUCACUAAAGUCAUCACUGGAUUUUCUGACAGUGGCAACUACACAUGUCAAGCCAUGAACAAUAUAACUGAGAGAACCUCAUCAGCAGGGCUUCAAGUGACUGUAACAGGUACCAAGAUGGUGUUGCAAAAUACCGAAAGGGAAGUUGUAGCAGAUUUUAUAAAAAUCAUUCCAACAACAUGUGUCAGACUUUUUUUUAAUUUCAUGAAACAGCAAUGGCUGCAUAAGCAAAACUGUAAAACUAACCGACCUUGUUUAACCAGAGGAGCUGGUGUGUUGCCAGAUGGUCCUCUGAGUGCAACAUUGGGAGGGACAGUGAUGUUCAAUACAACACAGACUCCACCAGAACAACCGUUCACAUUUGUGGAAUGGAAAUUUGGUGAAAAAGUUAUAAUCGAUACAAAUACUAAUGCUACUGCAGAGUAUGAAGGCAGGGUCACCCUCUUCACUUCUACUGGAUCUCUGGAGCUCAGGAAUCUGGUUCUGAGUGACAGUGGAGAAUACAGAGUUCUCGUUAUAUCACAAGACGGAUCAUCAGAGGGAGGAACCACCAGACUGGAAGUUUAUGAGAGAAUAUCAGGCGCUGCUGUCACAUCAUCAACAAACCUGUCGAUUGAGUGGAACUCUGUCAACUUAACCUGUGACGCUGCUGCUGGCUCCAUCUUUACCAGACUGUGGAGGAAAGAUGACUCAGAUCUGAUCCUGACUGACAACAUGGCACUUUAUGAGGAGGAGAGGGUUCUGUCCUUUAAAAGUCUGUCUAAAACAGACAGUGGAAAAUAUUCUUGUGAAAUCAGCAACCCUGUCAGCAACGAUAAAGCUCAGUACAUUAUGAUUGCUAACUAUGGACCAGAAAAUGUUCAAAUCGAAGGCCCAAGCAAGAUCAAUUUUGAGCAGAACUUAAAAUUAACCUGCUCUGCUGAGUCUGAACCACCUGCUAGUUACACCUGGACACUGAAUGGGACAGAGAUACACAAUUCUUCUGUGUUCACUAAAGUCUUCACUGGAUUUUCUGACAGUGGCAACUACACCUGUCAAGCCAUGAAUCAUAUAACUGGAAGAUCAUCAUCAGCGGUGCAUCAAGUGACUGUAACAGAACAAACAUCAGGCUGUUCGGCUGGUUGCAUCGCUGGAAUAGUAAUUGCAUGUUUGGUCGUCUUUGGAGGAGCUGCUGGUGGAGGGUACUACAUCUAUAACAAAAAAAUCAACAGCAAAGCUCCACCACAAUCUGGUCCAAAAGCAUUCACUAUUCUUAAAUUAGUAAAGAGACGGCGAAGUAGUGUGAGCAUCGUUUUUCUUGUCAUAUUUAAUGAUACUGGACUUGAAAUGGAAAAGGUUGUGAUACAGUUCAUCAUCCUGGGAGUCGUCUCAGGUUUAACCAAAGGAGCUGGUGUGUUGCCAGAUGGUCCUCUAAAUGCAACAGUGGGAGGGACAGUGAUGUUCACCACAACACUGGCUCCAGAACAACUUACAUCUAUUCAUUGGACAUUUGAGGGCAAUGCUAUCACCUCCAGUGUUGAAAACUCGACUGGACCAGGGUAUGAAGGCAGGAUCACUCUUUUCUUAGCUACUGGAUCUCUGGAGCUCAGGAGUCUGACUCUUAAUGACAGUGGAGAAUACAGAGUGGUCAUUCAACAACAGACAGAAUUAGUGGAAGGAUCCACCAGACUGGAAGUUUAUGAGCCAGUCUCCAGUGUAAUAGUAACUCCCAGCAGCUCAGACUUGAUGGAGUUCAGCAGCUCCGUCAAUCUGUCCUGCACCGCCUCUGGAUCCUCUCUCUCUUUCCUCUGGCUGGACGGCAGCUCGGAGGUCACAGAUAGCGACAGAUUGCAGCUCACUGAUGAAAACUCCACCCUCACUAUAGUCAAUGUGACCCGCUAUGACCAGGAACGAUUCAGGUGUCACGUGUCCAAUCCCGUAAGCAGUGGUACCAGUGAUCCAGUAAACCUCUCCAUCAUCUACGGCCCAGAAAAUGUCACCUUGAAAAUAUCUCCAUCACAAGAAUUCUACGUGGAAGGUUCGAGUGUCACUCUUUCCUGCUCGGCUGUCUCCAGCCCGUCCGCCCUCUUUUCCUGGAUUCUAAAUGGAGACAGCUUGACUGAUACUGGACCAGAGCUCAAACUGGUGAACAUUCAGAUGAGUCAGAGUGGAAACUACAGCUGUCAGGCCUUCAACAGCAUAACUCUGAGAUAUGAAACCUCAUUAGUUGUUUCUAUACUGACCAUCCCGGACAAAACAUCAGGCUGUUCAGCUGGUUGCGUCGCUGGAAUAGUAAUCGCAUGUUUGCUCAUCUGUGCAGCAGCUGCUGCAGGAGGGUACUACAUCUUUAGAAAAAGAGCCAGAAACAGAACUUCACCCCCAACUCAGAGACAAGAAGGAGGAUCUGUGCACAAUGGCCAUUCAGAUGUGUAUGACACUAAUUUUGAUUAAUGUGCUUUCCCUUUAAGGCGAUCAAAAAAUAAACACCUUCACUUGAACCAAGAAAAGAAGACACUGCAAAUAUCAACUAUUUCUCCUCUAUCUUUAGAUUACCCAGUAAACUUAUCAGUGACAGGAUUACUGUUAACUGACUCAUUGGCCAAUUGGACGCAGAAGGGCUCCACAAGAAGAUGACAGAUGUAGCAGCAAUAACCUGUUAUCAUCCUAAUCAUGCGUAAAUGACUGAUGCCUUAGCAAAAAGUUUCCUUAUUACCCACCCAGUGCUGAGCAACACUGUCAUCUCUGCAGCAUCUAUGGCCUCGUGAAGUCCAAUGUUCACUCUCCUUUUAGCAGGCAGUGUUAACAGUGAGUUUAUCAGAGCACUUUGCUGCAAACUCAGAAACUAUGUUUCCUCAAGUCAAGUAAAUUUGACAAAAAUCAUCACUCACAAUGCGUCAACUGGCUUUUACAAUAUGUAUAAUAUACUACACCAUCAGUCUUUAGACCCUAAAUUUGAAUAGGAAAAUCUCCCCCCAAAAGCAAGGGAAAAAUUGGAAGACAUCUGAUGGGAUGCAAUAGAUGAACAGAGAAAAUCGCACAAUACACAGAUUACAAUGACAACAUUUCUGAUGAAUGUGAUUACAAAAUAUAUUUAAGGACUGUGAUGUUGCCAAGUCACCUGCACCAUAUGACCUCCUCUCCACCAUGUUGAACUGAAGGAGGGCAGGCCAAACAAAGAAGACUGGCAAAAAGAAUGAUAAUAUAUUUGAUAAAUAAAGUGCAGAUAAAAACAAGUGAGCGAUGAUCUGUAAGUGGACCACCUUUGACAUUCUACAUCUGUGUGAGGCAGCGACAGGAGGGGCCAGAGUGAGACGAGAAGAGGAGGAGUUACUAGAGAGACACAGCUUGGCAGUUUGAGGGACACAGGAACAACAAACAACAGUUAGAGAAGUGCUGUGUUGACAGUUUACACAAGCUUUUAUUGCACCUUAACAGUUGAGUUUGAACAUUUCUUAAUCUGCUUUUGAUUUCUGGAUUGUUCAGUCUAUAUCUAAUCUAAAGGGUAUAUAUUUAUAUUCGCCUGGGCUUUUAUAGCAUCAAACUUCAGCAUUGAAUAUUGACUAUACAGAAAUAAUGCGUAGAUGCAAACAAUCAUAACUGUUGAAAUGAGGUUUAUCCUGUCAUUGUUUACUUGAAAUGACUCAUUUACUUGCAAAAAAAACCCCCCACAAUAAACAAUAAAUACA